Molecule: messenger RNA, 867 nt
Organism: Polistes dominula (European paper wasp)
Lineage: Eukaryota; Metazoa; Arthropoda; Insecta; Hymenoptera; Vespidae
Product: MIT domain-containing protein 1-like
Source: RefSeq, a predicted model, not a curated record
GUAUUACUUAAAAAAUAAAUAUCGAUUUUCUCGAUUAUCGAUAUCGCUUGACAAUUAUAAUAAUAAUGCAUAUGGAUAAAAAUAAAGGAUUAUAAUAUUAAACAAGUAAAGGAAUUAUAUGGUUAAUAGAAAUAAUGGAAACUGCAGCAGCUUCAAUUUUGAAACGAGCAGUGGAGAAAGAUAAAGAGGAACAAUAUACAAUGUCCCUUGUAUUAUAUCAAGAAGGUGUACAAAUACUUCUAGAUACUAUAAAAGAGACACAGGACCCAGUUAAAAACAAACAUUUUACUCUUAUGGCAUCGAAAUACUUGGAUAGAGCGGAGAAGGUAAAGCAAUUAGUUGAACAGAAGAAAACACUAGGUACAUACAGGGAAUUAAUAAAGAUUAAGGAUGGUGCAACCGGUUAUGGAUAUAAUAGUCUUUUUGGUAGAUUUUUGGAUGCUAUGGUUACAUUCAUUCAGAUAGAAGAUCCAUAUAUAAGAACGUUUCAUCAGUGUCAAAAUCUAGUAAGAAUGUGUGAGUUGGCAGUUCAAAAAUGUCAUUCUUUAUCAAAAAUAUCUCUCAUUACUACAUCUGAUCCAGAUGAUUCUAAAAAUCAAUCUAAAAGGCUUGAAGAAACGAAGCAGAGCCUACAAUCUCAUCUUGUAUCAUUUGAAAUUACGUAUUCUGAUACAUUACAUGAUAGACAAAUUAUACUUAGCAAUGGAUGGAUAAUAAAGAUAGGACGUGGUUUAGAUUAUUUUAAAGCACCUGCUGGAAAGUUUGCUUUGGGUUCUUGUGAUCUUGAAUUAAGAUCAUGUCAGGAAACUACAGUAGAUAUUUUUCAUAGUAGUCAAUUAAAUGCAAAGUAAUUAUGAAGUAAGGUAU